Messenger RNA from Apus apus (common swift), 6087 nucleotides. It is a transcript of the gene SLC4A8, whose product is annotated as solute carrier family 4 member 8. Gene Ontology annotation, molecular function: sodium:bicarbonate symporter activity; monoatomic anion transmembrane transporter activity; solute:inorganic anion antiporter activity. The transcript is spliced from 25 exons. Bases 88 to 3324 code for a protein of 1078 amino acids. Gene Ontology annotation, cellular component: plasma membrane. Lineage: Eukaryota; Metazoa; Chordata; Aves; Apodiformes; Apodidae. Gene Ontology annotation, biological process: transmembrane transport; regulation of intracellular pH; bicarbonate transport. The record is from RefSeq and is a predicted model, not a curated record.
CCGGUGUGAGCGGGCGCGGGGCUGCAGCGGCGGCGGCCCCCCCUGGCCCCAGCCCCGGGGGGGAGCCCGGGCCCUCCCGGCCCAGCCAUGCCCGCCGGCAGCAACGAGCCCGCGGGGCUCCUCAGCUACCAGAGACAUGAUGAGGAGGCUGUGAUUGACCGGGGAAGAACAAGCAAUGUUGUGAACAUUCACUAUGAGAAGGAGGAGCUGGAAGGCCACCGGACCCUGUACGUGGGCGUGCGGAUGCCCCUGGCGCGGCAGAGCCACCGGCACCACCGGCCCCACGGCCAGAGGCAUCGGAAGCGGGACCGGGAGAAGGACCCAGCCCCGGCAGAGCAGGGUUAUCACUACACCCCGUCCCAGCGGGUGCAGUUCAUCCUCGGGAUGGAGGAGGACGAGCAGCAUGUCCCCCAUGACUUGUUCACCCAACUGGAUGAGAUCUGCAUGAAAGACGAUGAAGGUGCUGAGUGGAAGGAAACAGCAAGGUGGCUGAAGUUUGAGGAGGAUGUGGAGGAUGGUGGCGAGCGCUGGAGCAAACCCUACGUGGCCACCCUGUCCCUGCACAGCCUCUUCGAGCUGCGGAGCUGCAUCAUCAACGGGAUGGUGCUGCUGGAUGUCUGUGCCAACAGCAUCGAGGAGAUCGCAGACAUGAUCCUGGGCCAGCAAGAACAGUCUGCAGAGUUUGAUGAGCACGUGCGGACCAAAGUCCGAGAAGUUCUUUUGAAGAAGCAUCAUCACCAGAAUGAGAAGAAAAGAAACCUUCUCCCCAUCGUCCGCUCGUUUGCUGAUGUGAGCAAGAAGCAAUCAGACCUGCACCACCUUGACAAGCCAGCCCAAACACUCACCCCUCAUCCUUCUCCCACCACCACAGAAGCUAAAAAUGGGCUGAACCAGGAAGCUGGUGCAAUGGAUUUAAGCAAGGCGGAGCUGCACUUCAUGAAGAAAAUUCCCACCGGAGCCGAAGCUUCCAACGUGCUCGUAGGAGAGCUGGAUUUCCUUCACCAGCCCAUCGUGGCCUUUGUCCGCCUGACCCCAGCUGUCCUCCUCCCGGGCAUGACCGAAGUUCCCAUCCCAACAAGGUUCCUGUUUGUUUUGCUUGGACCAGGAGGAAAAGCCCAUCAGUACCAUGAGAUUGGCAGGUCCAUGGCUACUAUCAUGACGGAUGAGGUGUUCCAUGACGUUGCCUAUAAAGGCAAGAACCAGGCUGACCUCGUGGCUGGCAUCGACGAGUUCCUGGACCAGGUCACAGUGUUGCCACCAGGAGAGUGGGACCCAUCGAUCCGGAUUGAGCCCCCGAAAAACGUCCCCUCACAGGAAAAAAGGAAGAUGCCGGGAGCUCUGGACGACGGCGCCGCGCACAGGAAGCCCGAGAAGCACAGUGGGCCAGAACUGGAGCGGACGGGAAGGCUCUUUGGAGGUUUGAUCCUGGAUGUGAAGAGGAAAGCCCCGUGGUUCUGGAGUGACUUUCGGGAUGGUCUGAACCUGCAGUGUCUGGCCUCCUUCCUCUUCCUCUACUGUGCCUGCAUGUCCCCUGUCAUCACCUUUGGGGGGCUGCUGGGGGAGGCGACUGAUGGCCACAUAAGUGCCAUGGAGUCACUGCUGGGUGCAUCCAUGACUGGCGUGGUGUUCUCCCUCUUUGCUGGCCAACCUCUCACCAUCCUGGGCAGCACUGGGCCCAUCCUUGUGUUUGAGAAGAUCCUCUACAAAUUCUGCAAGGACUACACACUGUCCUAUCUCUCUCUGCGGGCGUGCAUUGGGCUCUGGACAGCCUUCUUCUGCCUGGUGCUGGUGGCCACGGAUGCCAGCUGCUUGGUGUGCUACAUCACCCGCUUCACCGAGGAAGCCUUUGCCUCCCUCAUCUGCAUCAUCUUCAUCUAUGAGGCUCUGGAGAAGCUGAUUCACCUGCGAGAGGUCUACCCUGUGCACAUGCACAGCAAGCUCGACUUCCUCACCAUCUACUACUGUAAGUGUGAGGCCCCCACCCAUCCCAGCAACGAAACCCUGAGGUUCUGGGAGAGCAAAAAGAUCAACGUGUCUGGCAUCACCUGGGAAAACCUCACGGUGACUGAAUGUCGGUAUUUGCAUGGAGAGUUUCAAGGACCUGCCUGUGGACACAAUGGCCCCUACACACCUAAUGUCCUCUUCUGGUGCUGCAUCCUCUUCUUCUCCACCUUUGUCCUGUCGAGCUUAUUGAAGAAGUUUAAAACCAGCCGUUACUUCCCAACCAGAGUGCGGUCCACAGUAAGUGACUUUGGUGUUUUCCUCACCAUUGUCUUCAUGGUGCUCAUUGACUUAAUGAUUGGGAUCCCAUCACCGAAGCUCCAGGUCCCCCAUGUGUUCAAGCCCACCAGAGAUGACCGCGGGUGGGUCAUCAACCCCAUAGGACCCAACCCUUGGUGGACAGUGUUGGCUGCGCUCAUCCCAGCCCUGCUCUGCACCAUCUUGAUAUUCAUGGACCAGCAGAUCACUGCUGUUAUUGUGAACAGGAACGAGCACAAACUGAAGAAAGGAUGUGGGUACCACCUGGACCUUUUCCUGGUGUCUGUGAUGCUGGGCAUGUGCUCCGUGAUGGGAAUGCCCUGGUUUGUGGCUGCCACUGUCCUGUCCAUCACCCACGUGAAUAGCCUCAAAGUAGAGUCCACAUGCUCAGCUCCAGGAGAACAACGCAAGUUUCUGGGGAUACGAGAGCAGAGAGUCACUGGCUUUAUGAUCUUUGUGCUCAUGGGCUGCUCUGUCUUCUUCACUUCUGUGCUAAAGUUUAUCCCCAUGCCUGUGCUUUACGGGGUCUUUCUCUACAUGGGUGCGUCGUCGCUCAAAGGAAUUCAGUUCUUUGAUCGCUUGAAGCUGUUUUGGAUGCCGGCGAAACACCAGCCGGAUUUCAUCUACCUGCGGCACGUCCCCUUGCGGAAGGUGCAUUUCUUCACCAUGAUCCAGCUGUUCUGCCUCGUCCUGCUCUGGGCCAUCAAAGCAUCCCGUGCUGCCAUCAUCUUCCCCAUGAUGGUUUUGGCUCUUGUUUUUGUCCGGAAAGUGAUGGAUUUCUGCUUCUCCAAACGAGAGCUCAGCUUUCUGGAUGACCUUAUGCCAGAAAGCAAGAAGAAGAAGCUGGAUGAUGCCAAAAAUCAAGCCAAAGAAGAAGAGGAGUCCCAGAAGAUGAUGGAAGCUGCUGCUGCAAAUUCAGUUCAGCUGAGGCUGAGGAAGAGCAAUGACUUGGAUACCCCAAAGCAAAGCAGUGACAGGGCUGAUCCUUCUGACAUCAAUAUCUCAGAUGAAAUGGCAAAAACAACCGUGUGGAAGGCUCUCACUAUGAACACAGAGACCCUCUGAAUCUGGGGAGCAAAGAGUUUUCAUGUUUAGGAACCUUGACUUUGAAAGAGAGGAGUGAGAAGGUGACUCAGGGAUGUGCCAACGCAGACACGGGGAGAAACCACUUUUGUUCAGCUGGAGGAUUCCCAUUAAAGCCAUGAGAUGUUUUCAGUUCCCUCAGUGUGCUUCAGGCAUUUGGUAUCUCUAGACCAGCAAACUGAGGUGCACGUCCCAGGCAGUGGGAGCUGGGUGUUGUGAAGCCUCCGUGUGUACGUGCGUGUGUUGUUGCGGUUCUGUCGUGGCAGAGGGGCUGCGGCCGCCUUAGCGUUCAGUGCUGGCUUUUCAAUCUCUAAUUCCUCCUCUCCUUUUUCUUUUUCCCAAAUAUAAACUCUGAAUGUACAACAUUAUUUUCUGUUAUAUUUGAUGCAUUCUCCACUUUCUUCUUCAUCACGACCAGGUAUUUUUUUUGGCCUGGUCUGGGGCCCUGGCUUGAACCCACUCGCGGUGUCUCACUGGUACCAGGGGUGCCCUCCGUGGUGAGGCAGCAUCUGAGCAGUUGGGCUAAGGAGAAGGAGAAACAUUUGCUCCCUGCACUCCAGUUUUACAGCACUUUUUAUUUUUUGUUUUGGCUCUGCCAUCAGCCUGGGAGCUGCAAAAUGCAGAAUUGCCACCUUUGUGUCCCCUCCCUUGUUCUUCCACUUUCCUUCCUCUUACCUCCCUGAGACUCUGGGCAGUUUAUUCUUCACCCCGUCCUUGCCAAGUCUUUUCUCUCACAGGGUGGGGAUGAGCCAGGAGGAAAGUAGGAGGAUGCCUUGUCCUCCUUGCUUCCCCUGCUGCUUUGCAGGAAGAAGCUGGUAAGCAGAGAUGGUUUUCAGGCUCUCUUCACAUUCUGGGGGGUUGCUGGGCUGCUGUGUCACCCUGGGCACAUGCGGUUGGGUCAGGUGGCUGCAGAGCCUAGUGGAGAGAACAACCCAGAAGAAAAAGGCCUCUUGCAGCCUUCCACCUUGCUGUGGGCUCAGCACCUGCUCCAGGCUCUUGGUGUCUGCAGCCCUGUGCCCCCUGCCUGGCUAGGACAUGCACAGGGAUCCUCCUGCUGUUGGCUCAUCCCAGCCCCUGCAGGAGCAUUUUCUUGUGUUAAACCAACCCAAAAUGAUGAGGGCAAAUUGUUGCUCCUUGCAAACAGGUGGGGAAAAGAUGAAGUUGCUGUGUAAGGAUGGAAGUGGCACAUCACCAGGCAGGGCCGAAAUCCAGUGGCUUUUUGGGACUGGCAUUUGACUGUUGCCAGCAUGAUGUGGUGACUGUUGGAGGGGGAGGAAACUGGUUUAGCUCUUCAGAGGAAGGGGGGGCAAAAAGCAAAAGGCUUGGAGGAAAGGGAGGGUUCAGAGCCUGGGUUUUCUUGCUGCUGUGAUGGCCAAGCACGUCCUGUCGAUGCUGCCUUCCUUCCUUAGUGCCCCCAGAGCUGGUGUUUGUGGUACCAGUCCCGUUGCUGCCCUGCCUCUGAGAUGGAGUUAUUCUAAUUCUGCUCUUCCUUUUUCAUUUUCCUCUGUGUAAGAGGAGAGAGCUGGGCUGGACUCUGCUCCCUCCUGGCAGGGACCAGGGCCAGAGGGUGGGGUUGUUUUUGGCACAUGCCUGGCAUCUCUGCAGCGUCAGGAAGGGAGAAAGAAACUCCCUGUGGCUGGUGAGGAGCAGGCAGGGUCCAUCUCCCCCGGGUCCACAUCUCCCCAGGCUUUGGGGGCUGCAAAGCUUUGGCAGUUCCUUAUUUAAAAAGCAGACCAGGCUCCCUCGGCGUUGCCCCAGCACAGCUGUCUGCUCCAUUGGAAGCUUUGUUUUUGCUAUUUACAGGGCUAGGCUUUUUUCUUUCAUUAUUAGUAUUUUUUUAAAUUCAAUGAGAACCAAGUUCUUGCCUGACCAGAGUCACAGGACUCUGGGCCUUCAAAAAAUGUGGUUGGAACCCCCCAGACUGGCUGUGAGACCCUGUGCUGUGGCUGCCUUUCCCUUUGUACACCAGAGACAAAACCAUAUUUUGGGAGGAUUUAAUAUUUCCCUGUACAAGGAAAAUUAUAUGGCGGGGUUGGAGGGGGGGGAAGGAAAAACCUCUCAAAAGUUUUCCUGGAUUUGCUUUAGCACUUAAAAAAAAUCAUCAUUGGAGUGACCCACAAUGCUUUAGUUGGCAGCAAAGCCCCUCCCCAUUGAUGUGGGAUGGGUGCUGGCUGUUUUCCUCUUCUUUGGUGCCUUAAAACAGCUCCUGAAUCCCCCGUCAGACCCUUCAAAAGAAGUUUCCUAAAAUUAAGUGGGUGGAAAGUGGGAGGGGGAAUGAUGGACAAAGGUAAGAAAUAAGGUGCUGGCACUUUUUUUUAAAUUGUUAUCAUUUUAUUUUUCCCCCUGCUAUGUUUUAUCCCCAGCACACUACAUGUAGAAAUACAGAAACUAUUUUUGUUUCGGAGACGCUGAAAUAAUAUUUAUUUUAUUGUAAGAGAUGAUCUAGUUUGGAAACGCUCUGUGUUGUAAAUAAAACUGAGGGGGGGGGGGGGGGGGGGGGGGAGGGGGAGGAAAACCGUCCGCCAAGCGAAUCUGUUACGAUCACUUUGAAUCUCUGUGUGUUUGUGUCUUGUUUCUUUUUUAAAUCGGAUUUCUUCGGGGUUCCUUCUGUGGAGCUUCCAUCAGGACCCCGCGUCGCCGUCUCGUGUGUCUCGUCUGGGAAGUGUUGCUGCCUCUGUCGCUGGUUUUUCUCUUGUUGACCACUGAAUGUAAUGGGAAAACAACACAAUAAAAGGCUUGAUUGUC